Messenger RNA from Caenorhabditis sp. 36 PRJEB53466, 3824 nucleotides. The record is from the annotation of a GenBank genome assembly. NCBI's taxonomy places the organism in Eukaryota, Metazoa, Nematoda, Chromadorea, Rhabditida, Rhabditidae.
AUGCGAUGGCAAAAGUCUAAGGUAUUCACUCAUGUAUUCCAUAUUUUAUAGUCAUCUACUAGUUAGUAUGUGUGAGGUCCUCAAUAUUUCAAACUAACAUCAGCUCACAAUACGAAAACUUGCACUAUUACGAUAAAAAACUGAACUUUGGAUCGAAACUAGAAGGGCUUCCUCCCUCCAAUCUCACUAGAUCCACGCUUAUCUCCCAACAAGUCACACGCCUUCCCCGAAUAUGUUAUUAUAUAUAUUCCUUGUUUGUAUGCUUCUCUCUUACACACAAACGCACCUGAACACAAGUUCAAUUUCAGAAGUUUCUAUCAGCUUUCAUCGCAAAUCGAUUCAUCCCGUUCAUAUGGUUGAUCCAUACUGGAUGGCAAACCACAAUUGUCAGUUUGAGCAAAAAAAAAAGAAGAGAAAUGUAUCAUUAGUAUAGGCGUGUGGGAAUGCAAAAUUAUGGGGACGAGAAGUUUGAGCGAACGUUAUAAUUCUGAUCGAUUCGAUUUCAGCGCCCGGAACAGCCAAUCGAAAUGGCGACAAAACGAAGACCAUCCAUGCGACAGCGCAUGAAGGCGGAAGACGUCUCCUGCUGGGUCGAGCACAACAAGGUACGUUCACUGGAUUGACUAGGAGUGUUACUGUUCAUGAACUAGAAAGACUUGAUGAAAAUUUUGGUAGUACCGUGCAGGUGAAUUACAAUAGAAAAGUCAGCAGACUUACUCAGGAUAAGUUACUGAGAAUAAACAAGAGGCAUAGCAGUAGAUCGACUAGAACUAUUGUAGAGUUAUUCAGGGAACUUAAAAAACUCUAGAAAUAGCAAUAUGUAGGUUGUUAGACCUGUAUGUUUUUUUGGGGAUGAGAGAGAGAGAGUGAGAAACUAUUUAAUUCUCUCCUUUCUCAUCCCCAAUCGGGGAGAAAAAAUCGGUGCUCUUGCAAUAUUUCGUGUCCACAAUCCUCUACACAAAACCUUUUCUCUUCAUCUCGCUUUGCAAUCCAACCCAAACCUUAGCCUUUGCUCCAAGCCUCAUGUGAUAAAGCAUCUAUUUUAUGAGUUAGAACACCUGUCAUUCUUUCUCUCUUACCACUACCCCAUCCCUGUUGAUUCUCAUCAUAAUUCAGCUCCUAUUUCAGCCCAUCUACACGCCACAAGAAGACGACGAACUGAAACACUACGUCAGAUUUGAUGUUCCACAGCCGAAGCGCACAGACGAUGAGAGUUCUGAUUCGCGGACGACGAUUGCGGAAGUACCGAUAUACCACGAUGGAGGAUACGGAUGGUUCGUCGUGUUCUGCAGCUUCAUCAUGCACGCCAUCUGCGACGGAGCCAGUUUCUGCUUCGGAAUUCUCUUUGUGACCAUUCAGAAGGUGAGAUUUUAAAGUACUCGACAUUCUAACAGUUGUGUUCUUCCUUUUUUUUUGGUUGUUCUAACUCUACCUGUAAAAUUUCAGCACUUCAAAACCAACCGAGUUGCCUCAAUCGCCGCCGCCUCCCUGUUCCUCUCUCUUCCACUCUGCCUCAGUCCAAUCGCCGGAAUAACUACUGACAUUCUUGGAUGCCGUGCUGCUAUUCUCAUCGGAGCCUCAAUUUGUACCAUCUCAUGUGCCCUUAGCAUCUUCUCCACUAACAUUUGGUUUUUCACCGUCACUUUUGGAUUCGGCUGUGGAGUUGGUGGGUACCUUAUUUGUUAAGAAAUAUGUAAUUUUAAAGAGUUUAGGUAUGAGUUUCAUUUACAAUGGCGCAAUCUGCAUUGUGACGUACUAUUUCAACAAAAAACGAGGAUUGGCGACAUCUUUGGCGGUGGCCGGUACCGGAUGUGGAACAUUCGUGUUCCCUUUAUAUAUUGCUGCGGUAAGAACUGCAGAAAUUUAAAAGAAACACCAGAAAUUUGUGUUCCAAUGUUUCAGGCUAUCACGUGCUUUAAACUGUUCUUCAACGAAUUACAGUCUAUUUUGCUUGCCUUUACCUUCGCCUACUUUCUGAUUGGGAUUAUUGGCUAUGUAAUUAAGGAUGUGGAAUGGCAGUCUGACACCGAAGAGUUCAAACGCCAGCAGUUUGAAAAGAACUCGAAACGGCUCCGUGAAGACCUGCGGAAUAGUCUGGCCAAGAAAGAGAUCGGUAAAAUCCGUCGCGCCAUUUCCCUGCCGACCUUGAAAUACAUGAAACCCGACUCCGGAAGCAUCCAAUCUCUGUGCGACCUCGGAACUGAUGGUAAAGGGGAGAAGCCUACUAGAUCGAAGUCAGUGGCCGCUUUCGAAAAUCAGCACCCGUCGAUGCCCACGAUUCCGGAGUACAGUAUGCUGAACACUCGCCUCGCCAACUUGGAACAUUUGGAUUUGGAGGUUAUCUUGUCACUAUACCGAGUCUGAUUAUGCAUGUAUAACAGUUUCAGCUGGCCAACUCUCCGUGUACUACCGUCAAAGCCCCGCGCCGUCGUGUCUUGAGCAAGGUUUCGAUGAGUGUGGACCAGAUCAACGAGCUGGAUGAGGAUGACUUCAAGGUCAAUCUCCUUCUUUCGUCGACCGAUUCUUCUGAGAAGAGCGACACUGAAUCGAGUUCGGAUGACUCUGAAAUGAGCAACGACGGCGACUCCUCCAGCUCGGAACUGUCCGAGAAGAUGAUGGAGACCACCACGACACUGAAAAACAAGAAUCUCGCCGUCGCAACCACUCGUGCCGCGUCCUCCGUCCCUUCCUCUGCCCGUCUCCGUACUUCUCUGGCUCCUGGCACAGCCAACGUUUCUGGAGGAAGAAUCAUGGCAGGUAACGCGAUCCAGAGCCAGAGCCGAUACGCUAGCAAUCUGCUGACGAUGGGAAAGAUUCCGUCUGCUCCGAUGCUAAUUGUAAGAAAGAAAAGAAAACACAUGAUUGACAAGAUGAAUUUGGCAAUUUUGAAAAGAAUGACGGAGAAUGAAAUUCCUGUGUAUCAAGCAACAAUGAAGAAUCACUCAUUCAGAUAGUAAGCUGUCGCACCCAAUCAUAGGAUUCAUACCAAACAUUUUCAGUCUCGUCGCUUCUGUCAUCUUCCUCUACCUGGUCCUGGACGUCCCAUACGUUUGCUUUUACGACUAUGCCCUCGAAGAACUCCACAUCCCCGAGAACACUGCCUCAGCCAUCUACUCCGUCAUCGGUAGCUGCAAUUUCGUCUCAACCAUUGUCUAUGGAAAACUCUCUGAUUUCGACACUGAUCACAAAUUCAUACCGCACCUCUACUCUGCUUCCAUGAUCGGCGUCUCGUUUACUAUGGUUUCCGCUAUGUUCGCUUUUGCCGGAUGGCAGCUCAUUGGGUGUGGAGCUUUUUUCGGAAUCUUUGUUACUGCCAACUACGUUCUUCAAACGAUUAUGAUCACCAACUGCUUCGACGAAAUCCACAUGUUCCAAGGAGCUUAUUCGCUGAUCGGAAUGGUGGAAGGCAUUGCUUCUCUGGUCGGACCCCCUAUCUUUGGUCAGUUGUUUUGCAAUAGAGGGGUGGGGAGUAGUUCUUAAGCAGAAAUGUAAAAUCUAUUCCAUCACUUAUUUGUUCGAUUUCAGCUUUCAUCCGUGAGAUGACCGGCAGCUACCACGCUGUGUUCAUUCUCGGCGGCGUCUGUGCCUUCUUUUCGGCUGUCUUUGCCUUCCUCUACACAAUCGAAAAACGAAAGGAACAAGUCAAAGAUGAUGUGGAGGCCGCCAAUGCAAACGGAGCCGCUAUAGAUGGAAAGAAUGAGUGAGCUUCCUCGUUUUUUUUGCUUCAAGCCAAUAACAUGAAAUUUGGCAGGUCAGCUGAUGGAAAAUCUCGUCAGAACGGCAACCAUUCGGGACCAGAGCUUGAGAGUCUUCUCGACGUUUAA